AUGCCUCCAGUUAGCGAUAAUUGGGAGAGGUUGGUGAGGGCGACGCUGAAGAGAGAACAGCUUAGUAGUGUAGGUCGAGGUCAUGAGAGAACACCUAGUGGUAUUGCUGGAGCUGUGCCUCCUUCGCUUGUCCGUACGACAAAUAUUGACGCGAUUUUGCAGGCUGCUGAUGAGAUUCAAGAGGAAGACCCUAACGUCGCCAGAAUUUUGUGUGAGCAAGCAUAUACCAUGGCACAAAAUUUGGACCCAAACAGUGAUGGUCGUGGUGUUCUCCAGUUUAAGACUGGUUUGAUGUCUGUUAUUCAGCAAAAACUUGCCAAAAAGGAUGGUUCCCGUAUAGAUCGCAAUCGGGAUAUUGAACACCUGUGGGAGUUUUACCAGCACUACAAGAGACGGCAUAGAGUGGAUGAUAUCCAAAGAGAGGAACAAAAGUCGCGGGAAUCUGGAAUUUUUUCCACUGCUAAUCUCGGAGAGUUUGAGCUAAGAUCACUAGAGAUGAAAAAGGUAUUUGCUACCUUAAGGGCCUUAGUAGAGGUCAUGGAAGUACUCAGUAAAGAUGCAGAUCCUCAUGGGGUUGGCAGACAGAUCAUGGAGGAGCUACGAAGAAUUAAAAGGGCUGGGGAACUCGCAUCAUAUAAUAUUGUCCCUUUGGAAGCACCUUCAUUAACAAAUGCUAUUGGAGUUUUUCCUGAAAUUAGAGGUGCAAUAUCAGCCAUUAGAUAUGCUGAGCAUUACCCCAGACUUCCUGCUGAUUUUGAGAUUCCUGGAGAACGUGAAGUAGAUGUGUUUGAUCUUCUUGAAUAUGUGUUUGGUUUUCAGAAUGAUAACAUAAGGAAUCAGCGUGAAAAUGUUAUUCUUACAAUAGCAAAUGCGCAGUCUCGACUUGGCAUACCCAUUCAGGCAGAUCCGAAAAUUGAUGAGAAAGCCAUCAAUGAUGUUUUCUUGAAGGCGUUGGAUAACUACAUCAAAUGGUGCAAAUACUUGCGGAUACGCCUUGCUUGGAAUAGUAUUGAAGCAAUUAAUAGGGACAGGAAGCUUUUUCUGGUAUCACUAUAUUUUCUUGUAUGGGGUGAAGCUGCAAAUGUUCGUUUUCUCCCAGAGUGCAUUUGCUACAUAUUUCAUCAUAUGGCCAAAGAGUUGGAUGCAAUAUUGGAUCACGGCGAAGCUAAUCGUGCUGCCAGCUGUAUAACGGAAAGUGGUUCUGUGUCUUUCCUUGAGCAAAUCAUUUGUCCUAUAUACGAGACAAUGGCAGAGACUUUUGAGGCUGAUCGGAAUCAAACGUUAACUCAGACAAGUGAGGUGGUUCUAGAGGCUGCGAGGAAUAAUAAUGGAAAAGCUGCACAUUCAGCAUGGAGGAAUUAUGAUGACUUCAAUGAAUAUUUUUGGUCCCCUGCUUGCUUCGAGUUGAGCUGGCCGAUGAGAAAAAAUUCCUCAUUCUUGUUGAAACCUAAGAAGUCAAAAAGGACUGGUAAAAGCACUUUUGUUGAGCAUCGCUCAUUUCUUCACUUGUAUCGAAGUUUCCAUCGGCUCUGGAUCUUUUUGGCUCUGAUGUUCCAGGCUUUGACGAUUAUAGCCUUUAACCAUGGACAUAUCAAUUUAGAUACCUUUAAAGAAAUGCUAAGCAUUGGGCCCUCAUUUGUCAUGAUGAACUUCAUAGAGAGUUGUUUAGAUGUGCUGCUUAUGUUUGGGGCCUACUCCACUGCAAGAGGCAUGGCUAUCUCAAGACUGGUUAUUAGGAAGGUUCUGAAGGAAAAGAAUCAACAGAACUCGGAUUCGUUCUAUUUCCGAAUAUAUAUACUUGUGUUGGGUGUUUAUGCGGCUUUGCGCUUAUUCCUUGAUCUUUUGCUCAAGUUUCCUGCUUGUCAUAAGCUGUCUGAUAUGUCUGAUCAAUCAUUCUUCCAAUUUUUCAAGUGGAUUUAUCAGGAAAGAUACUAUGUUGGUCGUGGUCUUUUUGAGAAGAUGAGUGAUUACUGCAGUUCAUAUAUGCUUGCCAGCUUCUGUGUUUAUGGAGACUUGGUUCCAAUUAGACCCCUUGUUAAACCAACCAAUACGAUCAGGGAUCUUCCAUCUUUGCCCUACUCAUGGCAUGAUUUGAUCUCAAAGAAUAAUAACAAUGCCUUGACCAUAGCUAGCCUAUGGGCUCCUGUUGUGGCGAUCUAUCUCAUGGACAUUCACAUAUGGUACACUAUCUUAUCGGCAAUUGUUGGAGGUGUGAUGGGUGCCCGAGCUCGUUUAGGCGAGAUACGUAGUAUUGAAAUGGUGCAUAAACGUUUUGAGAGCUUCCCAGAGGCCUUUGUCAAGAAUCUUGUCUCUCCACAUGCACAAAGGAUGCCAUUCAACAGACAAGCAUCUCAAGAAUCACAGGAUACAAACAAAGCAUAUGCAGCAAUGUUUGCUCCUUUCUGGAAUGAGAUAAUCAAGAGUUUGCGUGAGGAAGAUUAUAUCAGCAAUAGGGAAAUGGACUUGCUUUCUGUUCCAAGCAACACAGGAAGUCUAAGAUUAGUUCAAUGGCCGCUGUUUCUUCUUAGCAGCAAGAUUUUAUUGGCAGUGGAUUUGGCUUUGGACUGCAAAGAUACACAAGCUGAUCUUUGGAAUAGAAUAUGUAAGGACGAAUACAUGGCAUAUGCAGUUCAGGAAUGCUACUACAGUGUUGAAAAAAUUUUGCAUUCCCUGGUUGAUGGUGAAGGAAGACUCUGGGUUGAAAGGAUCUUUCGUGAGAUCAACAACAGUAUAUCAGAGGGAUCACUUGUCAUAACUUUAUCACUUGGGAAGCUUCCUCACGUGCUGUCAAGAUUUAUUGCCCUCUUUGGACUUCUGCUCAUAGCAGUUAUAAGAAUGAUUCACUUGUCUCAGAUACGAAAUGAAACUCCUGAACUUGCCAAGGGUGCUGCGAAGGCUGUAUAUGAUGUGUAUGAAGCUGUUACCCAUGAUCUGCUGUCAUCUGAUUUAAGAGAGCAACUUGAUACAUGGAACAUUUUAGCUAGAGCAAGAAAUGAAAGGCGCUUGUUCUCCAGGAUAGAGUGGCCAAAGGAUCCAGAAAUUUUUCUCUCUCUCUCUCUCUCUCUCUCGUCACAGAAGGAGCAGGUGAAAAGGUUGCACCUUCUUCUCACUGUAAAAGACUCUGCAGCCAAUGUUCCAAAGAAUCUUGAAGCGAGAAGAAGAUUAGAGUUUUUCACAAAUUCACUAUUCAUGGAUAUGCCUUCGGCAAAGCCAGUUUGUGAAAUGACUCCAUUUAGUGUCUUCACUCCGUACUACAGUGAGACUGUACUUUAUAGUUCCUCUGAGCUGCGGGUUGAAAAUGAGGAUGGAAUAUCCAUUCUUUUCUAUCUUCAGAAAAUUUUUCCAGAUGAAUGGGAGAAUUUCUUGGAGCGGAUUGGUAGAGGACAGUCUACUGGGGAUGCAGAUCUUCAAGAAAGUUCUAGUGAUUCCUUGGAGCUUAGGUUUUGGGUAUCUUAUCGUGGCCAGACUCUAGCUCGCACUGUACGUGGUAUGAUGUAUUAUAGGAGAGCUCUGAUGCUGCAGAGUUAUCUAGAAAGGAGGUCACUAGGAGUGGACGAUUCUUCUCAGACAAACUUUUCUACAGCACAAGGAUUUGAGUUGUCACAUGAAGCACGGGCUCAAGCAGAUUUGAAGUUCACUUAUGUGGUCUCCUGCCAGAUUUACGGGCAACAAAAGCAGCGAAAGGCUCCAGAGGCUGCUGAUAUCUCUCUUUUAUUGCAGCGGAAUGAGGCACUUCGAGUUGCUUUCAUACAUGUGGAGGAGAGUGGCAGUGCUGCUGGAAAGGUUUCCCAUGAAUUUUAUUCGAAGCUUGUGAAAGCUGAUAUACAUGGAAAAGAUCAGGAAAUAUAUUCAAUCAAACUUCCUGGAGAUCCAAAGCUUGGAGAAGGGAAGCCUGAGAACCAGAACCAUGCUAUAGUUUUCACUCGAGGAGAAGCCAUUCAAACUAUUGACAUGAAUCAGUUCCUUUAUGGUGUUUUGCUGCAUUUUGGAACAAACAAUAAAACCCUAGUAUGGAAGCUUUCAUUGGCUUUCAUGGUUGAUGUUGGUUGGAGAAUUGAAAUACUGUAUGGAUUUUACAGCAUCGUAGCAGAUGCUUGUUUCAUGCAAGGUAUCCUUGCAAAUGGUGUAGUACAAGACAACUAUCUUGAAGAGGCAAUGAAAAUGAGAAAUCUUCUUGAGGAAUUUCGAGCAAAUCAUGGCAUUCGACCUCCCACCAUCCUUGGUGUAAGGGAACAUGUUUUUACAGGAAGUGUCUCAUCUUUAGCCUGGUUCAUGUCCAAUCAAGAAACAAGCUUUGUAACAUUGGGCCAACGUGUGUUAGCAAAUCCACUCAAGGUCCGCAUGCACUAUGGUCAUCCAGAUGUUUUUGACCGUAUAUUUCAUAUAACUCGAGGUGGCAUCAGUAAGGCAUCACGUGUAAUUAAUAUCAGUGAAGAUAUAUAUGCAGGUUUUAACUCCACAUUGAGGCAAGGAAAUAUUACUCACCACGAAUACAUUCAGGUUGGGAAAGGAAGAGACGUUGGGUUAAACCAGAUUGCACUUUUUGAAGGGAAAGUGGCAGGAGGAAAUGGCGAGCAAGUUCUAAGCAGGGAUGUGUACAGGCUCGGGCAACUUUUUGAUUUCUUUAGAAUGCUUUCUUUCUACUUUACAACUGUUGGUUACUAUGUGUGCACUAUGAUGACAGUCCUCACGGUAUAUGUAUUCUUGUAUGGAAGGGUAUACCUGGCUCUCUCUGGACUAGAUAAUGCUAUAGCAGUUAGAGCAAAGAAGUUAGGAAAUACAGCUUUGGAUGCUGCUCUCAAUGCACAAUUCUUGGUCCAGAUUGGAGUUUUUACAGCAGUCCCCAUGAUAAUGGGUUUUAUACUUGAAUUGGGAUUGCUGCAGGCUGUUUUCAGCUUUAUUACAAUGCAACUUCAGUUGUGUUCGGUCUUCUUCACGUUUUCAUUGGGCACCAAAACUCAUUAUUUUGGACGCACUGUCCUCCAUGGAGGUGCAAAAUACAGAGCAACUGGUCGAGGCUUUGUGGUACGCCACAUCAAGUUUGCUGAAAAUUACAGGCUUUACUCAAGAAGUCAUUUUGUUAAAGCGCUCGAAGUUGCCCUGCUUCUCAUAGUGUAUAUAGCCUAUGGGUACACCGAUGGAGGCGCUGUUUCUUUUGUUUUGUUGACACUUAGCAGUUGGUUUCUUGUCAUCUCAUGGCUAUUUGCUCCUUACAUAUUUAAUCCCUCUGGUUUUGAGUGGCAAAAGACGGUUGAGGAUUUUGAUGAUUGGACUAGCUGGCUUUUAUAUAAAGGUGGAGUUGGGGUGAAGGGAGAUAAUAGCUGGGAAUCAUGGUGGGAAGAAGAACAGGUUUAUGGCUUCUCUUGGGUUGUAUUGGUUGGCCUUGUCAUGAUAUUUCAGCCCAAAAAAUCCACCCACUUCAAGCUAUUGAUGCGAUUCCUGCAAGGAGUUGCAUCCAUAGGACUUGUUGCAGCACUUUGCCUUGUUGUUGCCUUCACUGAUUUGUCAAUUCCUGACCUUUUUGCGAGCAUUCUGGCAUUUAUUGCCACUGGAUGGCUUAUCCUAUCUCUUGCUAUCACAUGGAAAAAAGUAGCUAGGAGUUUAGGCUUGUGGGAUUCAGUGCGUGAGUUUGCCAGGAUGUACGAUGCUGGGAUGGGCAUGAUUAUUUUUGCUCCAAUUGCUUUUUUAUCAUGGUUUCCAUUCAUUUCUACCUUCCAGUCUCGCCUGCUCUUCAACCAAGCAUUCAGCCGUGGCCUGGAGAUCUCUCUUAUCCUUGCUGGAAACAAAGCUAACGUUGAGAUCUGA
This is a messenger RNA of Dovyalis caffra, 5805 nucleotides long. The record is from the annotation of a GenBank genome assembly. Lineage: Eukaryota; Viridiplantae; Streptophyta; Magnoliopsida; Malpighiales; Salicaceae.